AUGACGGACGACGAGGCGGAGCGCCUCUCUCCAUUUCAAUUAGGGGACAUGGAGAAGAAGGGAGGAGGAGGAGAAGGACAAAUGGAGAUACGACCCACACUCUCAAGUUUUGUCCGGCUUUGCCUGCAAACCGAGUAUGGACCUUCUAAAUUCCAAAAACUCACUAAAAUCGGAGCCAAACAUGAUGUGACGGUACCAUCGACGACUAGAAGCAGCGCCGCGUCGACGCCAACUACCGCCACAAUGACGCUCCCGUGGGCGAUAUCGCAUGAGGGGAAGAAGAAGAGGCAACCGUACAAAAAGGAUCAAAUCUCACGGCUCGAAUACGAGUACACUGUCAAUCAGUACUUGACGAAUAAGCGGAGAGCCGAUUUGUCGGCUCAGCUGAGUUUAGACGAGAAACAGGUCAAGGUCUGGUUUCAGAACCGCCGAAUGAAGGACAAGAAACUGAAGCAACGCAUCUCGGGACCGUUUCCCCUCGGAGCCCCAGUGACUCCGUGUAUUGAACGAUUGAUUAACUAG
Caenorhabditis remanei is the source of this 522-nucleotide messenger RNA. RefSeq lists its product as uncharacterized. The transcript is spliced from 4 exons. NCBI's taxonomy places the organism in Eukaryota, Metazoa, Nematoda, Chromadorea, Rhabditida, Rhabditidae. The record is from RefSeq and is a predicted model, not a curated record. Gene Ontology annotation, cellular component: nucleus. Bases 1 to 522 code for a protein of 173 amino acids. Gene Ontology annotation, biological process: regulation of transcription by RNA polymerase II. Gene Ontology annotation, molecular function: RNA polymerase II cis-regulatory region sequence-specific DNA binding; DNA-binding transcription factor activity, RNA polymerase II-specific.